GCGCCCCGAGUCCUUGGCAUUGUGGAGGAAGCUUUUGGCGGAGGUGAAAGCUCCCGGCGGCGGGGUCAUCCAAGAGAAAAAUGCAGAGCUGGAGCCGGGUGUCCUGCGCCCUGGCCAAGAGAGGCCAUUUCAGUCGAAUGCCUCAUGGCCUACAGGGUAUUUCUGCAGUUCCUUUGAGGACUUAUGCAGAUCAACCAAUUGAUGCUGAUGUCACAGUUGUAGGUGCUGGUCCUGGAGGAUAUGUUGCUGCUAUUAAAGCUGCUCAACUGGGCUUUAAGACAGUCUGUGUUGAAAAAAAUGAAACACUUGGUGGAACCUGUUUAAAUGUUGGCUGUAUUCCUUCUAAGGCUUUAUUGAAUAACUCACAUUUUUAUCAUUUGGCUCAUAAAGAUUUUGCCUCUAGAGGAAUUGAAAUUUCAGAAAUCCGCUUGAAUUUAGAGAAGAUGAUGGAGCAAAAGAAUUCUGCAGUAAAGGCUUUAACUGGUGGAAUUGCUCACUUAUUUAAGCAAAAUAAGGUCACCCGUGUGGAUGGAUACGGAAAGAUAACAGGCAAAAAUCAGGUCAUGGCAGCAAAGUCUGAUGGCAGCUCUCAGGUUAUCAAUACAAAAAACAUUCUCAUAGCCACGGGUUCAGAGGUUACUCCCUUCCCUGGAAUCACGAUUGAUGAAGAAUCAAUUGUAUCAUCUACAGGUGCUUUAUGCUUAAAAAAAGUUCCAGAAAAGAUGGUUGUCAUUGGUGCAGGAGUAAUAGGUGUGGAAUUGGGUUCAGUAUGGCAACGACUUGGUGCAGAUGUGACAGCAAUCGAGUUCUUAGGUCACGUUGGUGGUAUGGGAAUUGACAUGGAGAUUUCUAAAAAUUUUCAGCGAAUCCUUCAGAAACAGGGAUUUAAGUUUAAACUAAAUACCAAAGUUACUGGGGCUACCAAGAAACCAGAUGGAAAAAUUGAUGUUGCAGUGGAAGCUGCUUCUGGUGGAAAAGCUGAAGUUCUCACUUGUGAUGUACUCUUGGUUUGUGUUGGCCGACGACCCUUCACCAAAAAUUUGGGACUGGAAGAACUUGGAAUUGACCUGGAUCCCAAAGGUAGAAUCCCAGUCAAUUCCAGAUUCCAAACCAAAAUUCCAAAUAUCUUUGCUAUUGGAGAUGUAAUUGCUGGUCCCAUGUUAGCUCACAAAGCAGAAGAUGAAGGUAUUAUCUGUGUUGAAGGAAUGGCCGGGGGCGCUGUACAUAUCGACUACAAUUGUGUGCCUUCAGUAAUCUAUACACAUCCUGAAGUUGCAUGGGUUGGUAAAUCAGAAGAGCAAUUGAAAGAAGAGGGCAUUGAGUACAAAAUUGGAAAGUUUCCUUUUGUUGCCAAUAGCAGAGCUAAGACUAAUGCUGACACAGAUGGCAUGGUGAAGAUCCUUGGUCAGAAAUCAACAGACAGAAUACUGGGAGCUCAUAUUCUAGGAGCAGGUGCUGGAGAAAUGGUAAAUGAAGCUGCCCUUGCCUUGGAGUAUGGAGCAUCCUGUGAAGAUGUUGCAAGAGUUUGUCAUGCCCAUCCGACUGUAUCAGAAGCUUUCAGGGAAGCAAACCUAGCUGCAUCUUUUGGCAAAGCAAUCAACUUUUAAAAUGAAAUGAUAUAUACUUUUCUUCUGAAAUAUCUGAAAGAUUUUUGUGGAGGGCUUCUAAUGUGGAAGGCUCACAGUUCUGAGACUAAGACUGAAUUAAGUAAUGUUUUUGUUCAGACAGCAAAUAUUUAAUAAACAAGUUUGGAUGAAGCCGAAUGAUCCAGCAGCUAUAUAUUAAAUAAAUUUAACAAUCA
Molecule: messenger RNA, 1801 nt
Organism: Vombatus ursinus (common wombat)
Lineage: Eukaryota; Metazoa; Chordata; Mammalia; Diprotodontia; Vombatidae
Gene: DLD
Product: dihydrolipoamide dehydrogenase
Exons: 14
Coding region: 81-1607 (508 amino acids)
Cellular component (GO): oxoglutarate dehydrogenase complex; mitochondrion
Molecular function (GO): flavin adenine dinucleotide binding; dihydrolipoyl dehydrogenase (NADH) activity
Source: RefSeq, a predicted model, not a curated record